AUGAGUGGCACUGCGUACGAUGAAGGGGCGAUUGGCAAGUGGGUAGUACUCCCUUGGGCAGUGAGUGACAACGAAGAGCAACCAUUCGUUGGUCAGAUUCAGCAGAUGAAACGAAGUGAGGUUGUCUCUGGUGUUAGAGGCCGAACAAGUCGCAAAGUUCGCGUGGAACAUCUGGUUGUAUUUCACGAUGGCGACAAACGGUGGUACGACUUGAAAGAAGAGGAAGACAGCGGCAGGUUGACGUGGGUACCCAAGAUGGCUCGAGCAGAGCCCCCCGCUGCGACUCGUCGCAAUGCCAAAGAAAAAACAUCCAAGAAAAAGAAAUCCACUCAAGUCUCUGCCAAAGCGAGGGCCGAAGACUCGCUUCCCCAGUGGAUCAAAGAUAUGCACUCCUGGUUGCUUCAAAAAGACAAACCAAUGAGACCUGUGGGUGCAAGAAGGAUUAUUGACCAAGUUAUGAAGCUUGCUUCAGGAAAUGGAAUUGGGUACCAACAUUGGCCUGAAGAUGUCAUCUUUUAUGAAGGUGUCACCAUUGAUAUUGACUCUGACUUUGAACGCAUGCUCUCAGAGGCAAAGGAGUACCAUGAAACCUAUGGAAUGGACAAAGGAAGAGGUUGGCUCUUGACGAUGCCUGUCUCCAAGCUGCUUCAAUUCAAGAAGAGUCGUGGGUUGCCGUCAUUGAACACCACUGCACGAGCUUCACAAAGUCCUGGACCAAGCUCUCUGAGAAAGCCGCAGACAUCCACCAAGAGCCGCGUGUCGUCAGCAAAGCAGUCAGAGGCUCGAAAGAGAGAAGCUAUGGCCGCGAAUGCAUGUGUCCGAGACACCAACGGAAGUUUCAUGUCUUCAGAUUUGACUCUCACUACCGCUGAAUCAGAUGAUGAUUCGCGUCCAGCGACGGUUGCGAGCCACCCGACUAUCCAAGCAGAUAUCACGCAGCGUGACCCAACACAUCAGCAAGACCAGCCAGCGAAGGCAGUGAUGGAAGAUCAGAGGCAAACAAGGUCCCGUGCCCGCAAAUAUGAUGCAAUCAAAUCAGAGACUGAUAGUCCAGGCGAAUCUUUGCCCUCUGACCACUGCGCCCGUGUCGCCGCGACUACUAAGGGGAGCAGAGAGGCCAUGCAGCUCCAGUCGCGGGCACGGUAUGUUUGCCAGCAGCAGGAACGGCCCGCAUCGCAGAAUCGGGGGGGAACAGGAAAUGUUACAUCCUCGGUUCGGACUCGCUCAGCGAUUGCUGCGGCACUAGGUAUUGCCCCAGCGUCGUCUGCUGGUGGACGUCGUCAGAAAGGACACCAAGAAAGCGAAGACGUAUGCAUGUCGAGUGAAGCACGGAACAGUGUAAAGGCUGCCCCGGAAGGCGAUCUUGUACCCUGGCUCCAGGAGAUGCAUAAUUGGCUCCUUGCAAGCAACUUGACUGAGCAGACUGCAAAGCAGGUAAUUAGCCUGGUUCGGAAACUAGCUGCUGGAGAGGGACUUACGUACAAGCACUGGCCAUCAGGGAUCGUAUUCUACCAGGGCGUGUCUGUUGGCCUUCAUUUUGAUUUUGAAAGGGUGCUUGCGGAGGCCAAAGACUUUGAAGAACGCCACGGCAAAGACAGAGGUGGCUGGACCUUGAGGUACCCACUUGGAAAACUCGCAAAAUUUCAAGAGUACAAGUCUAUACAGGCAAUCUGA
Molecule: messenger RNA, 1674 nt
Organism: Seminavis robusta
Lineage: Eukaryota; Bacillariophyta; Bacillariophyceae; Naviculales; Naviculaceae
Source: the annotation of a GenBank genome assembly